Molecule: messenger RNA, 715 nt
Organism: Pecten maximus
Lineage: Eukaryota; Metazoa; Mollusca; Bivalvia; Pectinida; Pectinidae
Exons: 3
Coding region: 1-405 (134 amino acids)
Source: RefSeq, a predicted model, not a curated record
AUGACGUGCGGUAUUGAGGAGGAAUAUCAUGCAACAAACAUUAAUGCCUACCUUAGAAGAACAGCAGACGAUUUUAAGGAGCCGUUCACCAGUGAUUUGCCGGAAAUAAGGGAACUUGGACUGGAAUUGGUGUCGACAGUUAAACAUUAUACGCUUCCGCCGACAUUCGAUGUUGUAAACAAGGAUACGACGGACAAGCUCAAAUAUUCCGAAAGGAUAGUUGCUAUGGUCUACCCAUGGCUACAUGACGUAUUUUACAGAGGAUUGUCGGAUUCUCGAAGUGAGGACGAGAAAAGGAUGAUUAUUGACCAAUACUUCUGCAGGAUACAGACAUACGCAUUUGAACAUUCUGAUUUCAAACCGUACUUAUUCUUUACAGAGGUUGUAAUGAAAAAGAAAAAAUAAUUACAUUAUGUCACAUUUGAUUUCACGGUGACAGCGUAACACUAGCGAAGUGUCAUAUAUACAUAUUCAGUUAGUGAGUUACAUUGCACAUGGAAUGUAAUAUUUUGACUUAAUUCAUUCUCGAUAUAACAAGCAUUUUCAUUGGCUAAAAAAAUGUUAUUAGUCCAGAACGUAAAAAUGACGUCGCCGUUUAUAACGUCGCCUUUGAUUGGAGGAUGGAGCAGCGUCAUAAUUUGUAAGAGAAAGAGUUAAUCAUUUAAGUGAAUUUCUGCAAAGUAUAGAUUAUUUUUAUAUUUUGGAGUUAUAACAA